Messenger RNA from Branchiostoma floridae (Florida lancelet), 3789 nucleotides. RefSeq lists its product as uncharacterized. The transcript has 8 exons. The record is from RefSeq and is a predicted model, not a curated record. NCBI's taxonomy places the organism in Eukaryota, Metazoa, Chordata, Leptocardii, Amphioxiformes, Branchiostomatidae. The coding region runs from base 378 to 3128 and encodes 916 amino acids. Gene Ontology annotation, cellular component: membrane.
UGGCAAAGGCCACUACGGAAAGAAGAACAAUAAACAACCUUGUAGUUUCGUGCAAGCUAUCAAUUACGUAACAGCUAAACGCAAUACAGGAAGUCAGGCUCGGACGUACAUAAGAGAUCGCGUCAGAUGGGAAGCUCUCAAAAGCUCAUAGAUACACGCUAUGUAGUCUUCUUAUAUGUUAGUCCCGCUGUGCUUAUGGAAAAUGGUGACGUAGGUUCCCGCCAUGUUAACAAUAUCAUGUUACGAAAUCGUCUAUUGAUAGCUGACGCAAUGUUUGUUGGGCUUUAUACAUUGAUAGACAGCAUGCGCCGUGAAGGGUUCAAAGAGCGACGGAGAGGUCGCACUCUGUUGUAUACCUUCGUUACCGGCGCAGAACCAUGGCUGCCUUCGCUUGCACCGUGCUGGUUUUCCUGUGUGUCCUCCCCGGUACCUUCCUUCAACACACGGAUCCGGCGGAUUUCUGGUUUGAGCCAGCGGUUUUGAGCAUACUUGAGCGUACAGAGGACAAUGUAACGGUGCUGUACAACGCCACAGACUCCACUCUGCUGAAGGUGUCGUCUGCUAGGAGUGCGGUAGCUAUGCUGGACCAGGACACAUUCAAUCUAACCGCUGUGUCUAACAUUAACAACAGUUUAUCAGUACCUGUGCAGGCCGGGCAUAUUGGCAUUACGACCCUAAACUUUGAAAUGGACUCAGGAUCAAGUGCAACAGUUCUGGACUACACCGUGAAGGUGUACAGAGCCCGGCCACCCGGAGAUGCGGCUCUGAACUUUAUCCUCAUCCCGUUUCUAGUCGUGAACGCCUUCGCGAUGGGGACUGCGGUGGAGUGGCCUCUGGUGGUGAAGGUGCUGAAGAGACCGUACGGCGUUGCUAUCGGGGCCCUGUCUCAGUUCGCCUUCAUGCCGCUUCUCGCCUUCUGCUAUUCCAUGGCGUUUUCCCUUUCCGACGUCUACGCUAUUGGUAUCCUGAUGAUCGGGUCCUCCCCGGGAGGCGGCCUGAGCAACAUCCUGACGUUCUUCCUGGACGCCGACCUUCCCCUCAGCAUGACCAUGACAUUCGUGUCAACAUGUCUAGCCCUGGGGAUGAUGCCUCUCUCUCUCUUCAUCUAUGGACGGGCGUUCCAGUUGAACAGUAUCAAUGUGCCCUUCUCGAACAUCAUCAUCUCCCUCAUCUCCAUCACCGUCCCCGAGCUGCUGGGCAUCCUCCUGCGGCACAAGAAGCCGCACAUCGCCGAGAAGGUCAUGAAGGUCAUCCGGCCCGUCAGCGGCCUCUUCAUCCUCGCUCUGAUCGUCAUGGGCGUCAUGGUCAACCUUCACGUCAUCUACACGCCUUGGCAACCCAUCUUGGUAGCGUUUCUGUUGCCAUUCACUGGGUUUAUCAUCGGUUUCGUGCUGGCCAAGAUUUUCUGCCUCGACAACAACAGAGCCAGGACCGUCUCCAUAGAGACCGGGGUGCAGAACGGAACGCUGGCUUCCGCCAUGAUCCGGCUCUCGUUCCCACAGCCGGAAGCAGACCUCUCGUUCUCAGUGAACUUUGUGAGCAACAUGUUCCAAGUUGGCCUUUCGCUGCUGGCAGUCGCAGUGUAUAACAUCUACCGGUGUAGAAACCCCGUCGCUAAAGAAGAACAGAUGACUAAUCUUGAGGACCAGUCUAGCACCGUCAAUGGACAAGUUAAUCCUGUUGCGAUAUCUGACAUAAAAGAGGGAGAUCCUAAACUAACCAUGGCUGCCUUCGCUUGUACCGUGCUGGUUUUCCUGUGCGUCCUCCCCGGCACCUUCCUUCAACACACGGAUCCGGACUUCUGGUUCGAGCCGGAGAUUCUGAGCAUACUAGAGCGUACAGAGGACAACGUCACGCUCAUAUACAAUGGUCCAAACUCGACAGACUCCAUUCUGCUCAAGGUGUCGUCUGCUAGGAGUUCGGUAGCUAUGCUGAGCCAGGACACAUUCAAUCUAAGCGCUGUGUCUAACAACAGUCUAUUAGUACCUGUGCAGGCUGGGCAUCUUGGCAUUACGACCCUGGACUUCGAAAUAAACUCGCCGGGAGAAACUACCAUAGUUCGCGACUACACGGUGAAAGUGAUCAGAGAACGACCGCCCGUGGAUUCUGCUCUGACCUAUAUUCUCCUCCCGUUUCUGAUCGUGAACCACUUCGCGAUGGGGACUGCGGUGGAGUGGCCUCUGGUGGUGGCGGUGCUGAAGAGGCCGUACGGCGUGGCUAUCGGGGCCCUGUCUCAGUUCGUCUUCAUGCCGCUCCUGGCCUUCAGCUAUUCCAUGGCGUUUUCUCUUUCCGACGCCUACGCUAUAGGUGUCCUGCUGGUCGGGUCCUCCCCGGGAGGCGGAAUGAGCAACAUCCUGACGUACUUCAUGGACGCUGACCUCCCCCUCAGUAUGACCAUGACCUUCGUGUCCACAUGUCUGGCCCUGGGAAUGAUGCCGCUCUCACUCUACAUCUAUGGACAGGCGUUCGGCUUAGACAGCAUCGAAGUGCCCUUCGUAACCAUCAUCACCUCCUUGUUGUCCAUCACCGCCCCUAAGCUGCUGGGCAUCCUCCUGCGGCACAAGAAGCCGCACAUCGCCAAGAAGGUCAUGAAGGUCAUCCGGCCCAUCAGCCUGCUCUGCAUCAUCACCGUGGUCGUGAUGGGCGUCAUAGUCAACCUCCACGUCAUCUACACGCCUUGGCAGCCCAUCAUGGCGACGUUUCUGCUGCCGCUGUCUGGGUUUAUCAUCGGUUUCAGUCUGGCCAAGAUUUUCCGCCUCGACAACAACAGGGCCAGGACCGUCUCCAUAGAGACCGGUGUGCAAAACGGAACGAUCGCUGCCGCCAUGAUCCGGCUCGCGUUCCCUCAACCGGAAAUGGACCUGUCCUUCGCGGUGUCCUUCCUGAAUAGCGUUUUCCAAGUUGGCAUUGGGGUGCUCGCAGUCACAGCGUAUAAUAUUUACAGGUGUAGAAAUCCCGCCGCUAAAGAAGAGAAGAUUAUUAAUGAUGAUGACGAGGAGGACCAGUCUAGCAGCGUUGUGAUAUCUGAUCUUAAGGACCAGUCUAGCAGUGUGAAUGGAGAAGCUAUUAUAAAUCCCAUUGUGAUAUCUGAUACCAAGGAGGGAGAUACCCAGCUGACCCAACUGUAGACGCACAAUUUUUCAAUCAUAAUCAGAUGCACGGUUUAAACUUCGCAUGCGCAGAUUGUUUGUAUUACGCAACCAGUAAACCGCUUCAUGGCGUAACACUAACUUACCAGGUUUUUGCUGAGCAGUACAAGCUGCAUUUCCAGCCGGAUAUACUGUAGAAGCCAGUUAAUUGCACAACGGAUUAACGCACACUUCUGUUAACUGCACGGAAUCCCAAACCGGUGCGGUCCAGCUAGAUAGCUUCGCAUUAUUGCACCAUCCGGAUAAUUGCACGAAAUUCACUGGCAAAUAGGCCAUGCAAUUAAACGGCUUCUACUUGUAUUUGAUACUUGAUACAAUCACCGGGAUGGAUCCAAGCUCUCUUCGAUAAGCGUGGUGGGCUCUAAACGGGGCAUGUUAGGGCGUUCGCACCCAUGAACUCUAGGCUCUGGGCCAAAUAUCUCAUCAUUACACCACGCUUGCGCCACGCACAGUGUGAUACGCUUUCACCUUUGACCUCAUGCAUAUGCAAUAUAAACCGCGAAACGGCGUUGACGUCACGUGAGCACAAAUACACUGACGUCACAGCUGAUCAUGAUGGGUGGGAGCAGUUAGUUUGGAUGUGAAUCUAAAUUUAAGAUGGCGACCAGUCAUUCCAUUUGAAUUCCUAUUCUGGGGCUCU